AUGACAUCAAGCAUCAAAGCCAAGAACGCCUCCAUGUCCAACUCUACUCUGGGGUCCACCUUCUCCAAUGCAUCAUUGGAUCUGGAAUUUUUAGAAUCUAGCAUUUGGCUUUUUAUACCUCAAAUACCUCAAGAUGACCAAGAGGCGGAUGCUCUGGCGAAGUUUCGUAGCGCUUGUUUAGGGGAAGAACUACAACCUUCAAUUGCCAGGUUACCGGAUACUCUUCAGAUCUACGUGCCCGAAGCCGAAGAUUUGAUUGAUACAGUCAGUAAGAUGAUGAAAUUUCCAUGUAUCAUCAACUCCGGGGAAGAAUUCAGUAGUCGCAUCAGGACAUACCUUGCCGAAGCUGGAAUUGAUACGUCCGAAGGUGAUCCACAAGGCAGGGACUUAAUUUUAUCUAUAACGGGAACUGGAGAUAAUUGUUUUUCUCUUCACUUAUGCAAAGGGGAACAAAUCUUACUGCAAUAUCAACGUCUUAUGAAAGGGGGUCAAAAAGAACUUCAGGACUUGUCAGCUAGGAUAAGUGUAACUCAUAUAUUUGAUCAAACAGCUGCAAAAGAGGUCACUUCCACUCAGAAUCCAGAAUCAACUGCAAAACCUUCUCAUCCAUCAGAGGAUACUCAGUUGAUUUCAAAACAAAAGCAACCUCCUUUGGAAAUUGUCCAAGAUCAUAUGUAUGUACCGGAAGCAGGCCAAACACAGAUAUUGUCACCCGAAUCAAGAUUACAAAUUUCAUCAAUUGAUUUAAAACAUUCUCCACAAGAAGACAAGGUGUGUCUUCAACGGGAAGGAGUACUUGAGAAGACUAAAUUGAGUUCGGUGAAAAUGUUGUAUGGAAUACCUGAUUCCUGGUAUGAAGAAGCAGAACCUAUCCCUCUUGAUCUCAAUCUCCAAAUUGAUGAAACGUCAAGCAGCGUGUCACUCAACGAUGCAGCAGGAUCAUUGGUUGAAGAAACUUCAGGGACAGUCUCUUCACCACCUACUGAAGAAACUGUUGAUGAAGAAACAGAUGAUAAAGAAGGAAAUGGAUAUGAGGAAGAAGCGCAAAGAAAACUACCGGGUGAUGUGGGGGAACAAAAUAGGGGUGGUAGGAGAGCAGAAAAGAGUGGAAAAGAUACAAUUCUUUCGGUUCCAAUAUUGACGAUAUCCCGUGAGCUCAAUGAUCAAUAUCUGGGCGUACCUUCGAGACUUCCAGCGGAUGAUCCUCGCUUGAUCCCUUCUCUCCAACGGCGUUGA
Molecule: messenger RNA, 1236 nt
Organism: Tremella mesenterica DSM 1558
Lineage: Eukaryota; Fungi; Basidiomycota; Tremellomycetes; Tremellales; Tremellaceae
Exons: 7
Coding region: 1-1236 (411 amino acids)
Source: RefSeq, a predicted model, not a curated record